Hibiscus syriacus is the source of this 1498-nucleotide messenger RNA. RefSeq names its product metal tolerance protein 1-like. Gene Ontology annotation, biological process: zinc ion transmembrane transport. The coding region runs from base 1 to 1338 and encodes 445 amino acids. Lineage: Eukaryota; Viridiplantae; Streptophyta; Magnoliopsida; Malvales; Malvaceae. Gene Ontology annotation, cellular component: plasma membrane; vacuole. Gene Ontology annotation, molecular function: zinc ion transmembrane transporter activity. The transcript is spliced from 2 exons. The record is from RefSeq and is a predicted model, not a curated record.
AUGCUGGCUUCGGAUCAGGAUAUGGGAACAGAGAACAGUUACUGGAUCGAAGAGGCACCUGAGUGUGUGGAAGAACAGGCCGCGGAGGACAGACGCUGGAUUGACCCCCGUAGCCCCUUUGAUGGAAGUGCAAAUCCACAACAUGGGCAAGAUAUUGAAAUAAAUGUGGAUGUUGCUGAAGGCCAAAGGAGUAUUGGAGGAAGUAAGCUGUGUGGGGAAACAGCAUGUGGACUUUCGAACGCUGGUAAUAGCUCUAAAGAUGCUGAAGAAAGAUCGGCUUCAAUGCGCAAGCUUUUCAUUGCCGUGGCGCUUUGCAUCAUCUUCAUGAGUGUAGAAGUAGUGGGAGGCAUCAAAGCCAAUAGUCUAGCAAUAUUAACCGAUGCAGCACAUUUGCUUUCAGAUGUGGCAGCUUUUGCCAUCUCCUUGUUUUCAUUAUGGGCAGCCGGCUGGGAAACCAAUCGCCGUCAAUCGUAUGGAUUUUUUAGGAUUGAGAUCCUUGGGGCCUUGGUCUCAAUCCAAAUGAUAUGGUUGCUUGCAGGAAUUUUAGUUUAUGAAGCCAUUGUUAGACUCAUUAAUGACACAGGUGAGGUGUAUGGAUUUCUAAUGUUUGUCGUUGCUGCUUUCGGACUAGUGGUUAAUAUAAUCAUGGCUCUAUUAUUGGGACAUGAUCACGGUCAUGGUCAUGAUCACUGCCAUAGUGAUCACAGUCAUGGAGUGAGCAUUACCACACACCAUCACGAGGGACACGCCACAGGAGAACACCACCAUCGUCCUGAGGAGCACUCCAAGACUGAGCACCACCAUCAUCAUGAUGGGACAGAGCACACUAAACAUGAGGGGCACCACCAUGUUCACAAAGAACAGACAGAACCUCUGCUUGAUAAGCCGAAGAAGAAGAAAUGGAUGAAUAUAAAUGUCCAGGGAGCUUAUCUUCACGUACUGGGGGAUUCCAUCCAAAGUAUCGGAGUGAUGAUUGGAGGAGCAAUCAUAUGGUAUAAGCCUGAAUGGAAAAUAGUUGAUCUGAUUUGCACACUAAUAUUUGCAGUAAUUGUUUUGGGGACUACCAUAAGAAUGUUGCGCAGCAUACUCGAAGUGCUGAUGGAGAGCACACCUCGAGAGAUUGACGCAACAAAGCUAGAAACGGGGCUGCUGGAAAUGGGGGAUGUGGUUGCUGUUCACGAGCUGCAUAUAUGGGCCAUUACUGUGGGGAAGGUUCUGUUGGCUUGCCAUGUUAAAAUCGCACCAGAAGCUGAUGCAGACAAGGUCUUAGACAACGUAAUCGAAUACAUCAGAAGGGAGUAUAAUAUCAGUCAUGUUACCAUUCAGGUUGAGCGUUAAAUGAAAGAGAAUAAUACAGAGCAUGCAUGGGUCUCACUGUUAUAUAUAUGUAAUUGCCAUGUAGAUUAGCUUGUGAUUCUCUAUCUAGAGGUUUGUAUCCAAUGUAUAGUCGGUAUGUAUUCUGUAAAUUUCUGUUUCAUGAACCAUCUAUUUUGGACCA